AUGCACAUUGGCAUGCUGGCGCGCUUGGGCAAGCGACAGAUUCCGACGCCAAACGACCCCACGUACUGUGGAAGGCUGGUGAAAAUUGCUGCUGCGUACACUCAAGAAGGGAGAAAAAUGAACAUUAAGCCUUGGACUCUAAAGAGGCACUAUUUGUCGGUGUUACGCACCAUAAAGUCAGAUGCAAGCGCCGCCCUCAGAAACCGAGACGGUGAGUCUUCGUGUAUGAGUAUGAUCGGCAGCUUCGCGAUGGGAGCUAACCGAGGAUGA
Molecule: messenger RNA, 270 nt
Organism: Soboliphyme baturini
Lineage: Eukaryota; Metazoa; Nematoda; Enoplea; Dioctophymatida; Soboliphymatidae
Source: the annotation of a GenBank genome assembly